This is a messenger RNA of Oldenlandia corymbosa var. corymbosa, 3714 nucleotides long. The record is from the annotation of a GenBank genome assembly. NCBI's taxonomy places the organism in Eukaryota, Viridiplantae, Streptophyta, Magnoliopsida, Gentianales, Rubiaceae.
AUGGAUUCGUUUAGGAAACAAUUGGAUGUGUUAAUGGGAGCCAAUCGAAACGGCGAUGUCGCAGAGGUGGAUCGCAAGUACUUCGACCGUGAUGUCUGUCGUCUCUUCCUCUCUGGUCUUUGCCCCCACGAGCUCUUCCAACUCACUAAAAUGGACAUGGGACCUUGCCCGAAGGUGCACUCUUUGCAGUUGAGGAAAGAAUACGAGGAAGCGAAGGCAAAAGGUACUGAUAAUUACGACAGGGAUUUGGAGGAUGUCAUUGAUAGACUUAUUGUUGAGUGUGAUCGAAAAAUUGCGAGAGCUCUUAAGAGGCUUGAUGAUGAAGAUGCUAAGGCUGCUAUUGCCAUUUCCGUUUCAGAAGUUACACAGACACCAGAAAUAGUUGAGAUGUCUAAAGAAAUUAAGGAGAAGCUGAAAGAAGCUGAUCUACAUGAUCUUGAAGGCAAGACAGAUUUGAAGAUUCGUGCUCUUGAAGUGGUGGAAGAGCUGAGAACUAAAAGAGCAGACAAGCAGUCUAUGCUACUUUUGGAUGCCUUCAACAAGGACCGAGCCUCGCUACCGCAGCCUCUUACAAAUGCUCCCCAAGCGGCAACUGCUGCUGCUUCUGCUCCUCCAGAUCCUCGUAUACAGGAGAUGAUAAAUGAGAAGCUAAAGAAAGCAGAGGAUCUUGGUGAACAAGGUAUGAUUGAUGAAGCCCAGAAAGCAUUGGAUGAGGCUGAGGCACUUAAGAAGCUCCCUACACGGCAGGAGCCUGUUGCGGAUUCCUCCAAGUACACUGCUGCAGAUGUGAGAAUUACCGAUCAGAAGCUACGCGUCUGUGACAUAUGUGGGGCAUUUUUGAGUGUUUAUGACAGUGAUCGUCGUCUAGCCGAUCAUUUUGGAGGGAAGCUUCACUUGGGCUAUAUGCAAAUUCGUGAAAAGUUGGCUGAACUUCAGCUUGUGGGGGCAAUUCAUGCUCUAGGUCCUCAGUUUAGAUGGGCUCUGAAGAGAGAAACAAGAAGCGAAAAGUCUAUGAAGAAGAAAGGAGAUCAAAAGAGCGUAGAAGUCAUGAUCGCGAAUCAAGUAGAGAUAGGGAACAUGGAGACAGUCGUGAAAGAGGCAGGGAUCGUGAUCAGAGGAGCCGGGAUCGUGAUAGGUAUCAUGACCGUGAUCGUACCUAUAGGGAAAGAGAUCGUUCUCACAGCUAUGAUUCAAGGAGUCGCCGUCGAUCACGUUCACGAUCAAGAGAGCGCUCUAGAGAUUAUGAUCGCCACAGGCGUUCUGACCGAUAUUAGCUUCAUGCGGCUGAGAGUUCCUCCUUUAUUGGUUGGUUACUACUGUAAAGGUGGGACUUUUUUGGUGUCAAAGAUCAUCAGGAUGAGAGAAGGCGAUGCAUCCCGGAAUGGGGCUAAAGCUUUGAAAUUUGCUGAUCAAAAUCAGGUGCCCAAUAGAGGGUUCAGCAGCAAGAACAAUGUGAAAGGGGCUAAUAAUGGCAAUCUUUCCAAGGUGAAGUCUUCGUGGGGUUCCCAAAUUGUGAAGGGUUUUUCAGGGGAGAAGAAGGGUAAGCAGCAGACAGUAUCACAGAGCAAGCAGGUUCCACUCACGAGCUCUAAUGUCGCAAACCAGAAAAUCCCAUUUGGGCUAACUCAGUCUAGAGCUAAAAGGUCUCUCAUGGGUGACUUAUCAUGUACUGUAAGCGGUGCUCAGGUUCAUCCCCACACGUUUAAUGCGAAAAAGUCUUCUCCAGGUUCUCGGGAUUUGUUUCUUGAGCUUGAUAAUCUUAGGAGCUUGCUGCAAGAAUCAAAAGACAGGGAGUUCAAAUUGCAAGCUGAGCUGUCUGAGUGCAAGAGGAAUCCCAAGGUUUUUGAGCUGGAAAGGGAGCUUGAGCUGAAAAGAGGUGAAAUUGAUAGGGUUGUGGAGAAAGUCAGGUUGCUAGAAUCUCAAAAUUUGAGCCUUGCUGAACAGUUGGCGUCGUUGAAUUCUAGUUCCGGGAGGGAAAAUGAGGUGCCCAAAAGGGAAGUUUGUGAAAACUUGAGUAGUGUGGAAAUGGAGGUUGUUGAGCUGAGGCGCUUGAACAAGGAGCUCCAGUUACAGAAGAGAAAUCUUGCUUGCAGGCUUUCUUCACUGGAAUCCCAGAUUGCCACCUCGCCUAAAGUUUCUGAGAUUGAUAUUGUGGAGAAGAUUAAAGAGGAGGCUUCCUUGCUUAGAUACACGAAUCAGGAUUUGUGCAAACAAGUUGAAGGGCUUCAAUUGAGUCGUCUGAAUGAGGUUGAGGAAGUUGCCUAUUUAAGAUGGGUGAACUCAUGUCUGCGGAAUGAGCUGCGCAACUGUCAGAACUCAAAAUUUGAUACAGAGUCUAGUCCCCAAGUCACUGAGAGGCCUCGGGAUUCAGUUGGCCUAUCAUCUCAUGGAAGUGACAACUCUAGUCAAGGCAGUAACUUGAGAUUAAGUCUUGUUAAGAAGUUAAAGAAAUGGCCUAUCACUGAUGAAGAUAUGCGACAACUCGAGUUUAAUGAUGAUUUUAGUAAUCAUAGUUGGGAUGAUUCUCAGAAUCCUGUUAGGAGGCACUCGAUCAGCGGGUUCAAAUUCUGUUCAGAAAAUUUCAUGCUUGACAAGAGAAGACAAUCUGAUGGUUUUAUUUGCUUCAAAGAAGGGGAGAAAGAAGUCCAGUCACUAGAUUCGCAGAAGUACAAUCCAAGAGUUACUCAAAGAUCUGAAUUCCUUAGUGGCAGCCAAGAAGCUUGCACAGUGACUGCUUCUCUGGCAGUUGAGAAAAGGGCAUUGCGCAUUCCAAAUCCUCCUCCAAGACCUUCAUGCUCUGCACCAAGCACUGAGCAAGCACAAAUUCCUUCUCAAAUCCCACCACCUCCUCCUGUCCCUCCUCCUCCACCACCUCCUCCAAAGUUGUUGGGGGGCAAUAUGACAGGAAAGGUAAAACGUGCUCCGCAAGUGGUUGAAUUUUAUCAUUCUCUAAUGAAAAGGGACACCAGGAAGGAUUCAUUAAAUGGCGGGACAUGUGAUGCCUCAGAUGUUGCAAAUGUCCGAAGUAACAUGAUUGGUGAAAUAGAGAACCGUUCAUCAUACUUGCUUGCAAUUAAGGCAGACGUUGAGACUCAAGGAGAGUUUGUAAACUCCCUCAUAGAAGAGGUGAACAAUGCCAUGUAUCAGAACAUUGAAGAUGUGGUAUCUUUUGUGAAGUGGCUGGAUGAUGAGCUCUGCUUUCUUGUGGAUGAGAGGGCAGUUCUCAAGCAUUUUGAAUGGCCAGAAAAGAAAGCUGACACAUUACGUGAGGCUGCAUUUGGAUAUAGGGAUCUGAAAAAUUUACAGCAUGAAAUUGAACAUUAUAGAGAUGAUCCUCAUUUGUCUUGUGACGCAGCUUUGAGGAAACUGGUCUCUUUGUCAGAAAAGAUGGAGCGCAUGGUGUAUAAUCUUCUUGGAAUGAGAGAUUUGUUGAUCCGACGCUGCAAGGAGUUCCAAAUUCCGACUGACUGGAUGCAUGACAAUGGAAUUCUGAGCAAAAUAAAAUUUGCCUCUGUGAAACUGGCUAAGAUGUACAUGAAGAGGGUAGCUUUGGAACUGCAAAGCAAAGGAACAUCAGAGAAGGACUCUUCUCUGGAUUAUAUGCUGCUGCAGGGAGUCAGAUUUGCUUUUCGAAUCCAUCAGUUUGCUGGAGGAUUUGAUGCGGAAACAAUGCAUGCAUUUGAGGAGCUUCGCAAGCUUUCUCGUGUUGAAUAG